Effrenium voratum is the source of this 1441-nucleotide messenger RNA. The record is from the annotation of a GenBank genome assembly. Lineage: Eukaryota; Dinophyceae; Suessiales; Symbiodiniaceae.
GGCCACGUUGCGUUUUGGGCGAAGGGUAGGGCAUUCUGCGCUUUGCACUCGAGCUGCGUACUGUAGCUCUGGGCUGCAGCAGAAAGAGCUUCUAGGGUUCCAGCAUGGCGCGCUUACUCUUUGCUCUUACCCUGGCAGUGGCCGUGGCGGAUGAGUGUCCUUCGGAAGGCUGCGAGGAGGCCCUGCUAAUGCAGCUCGCGGGCAAGAAGGAACAUGUGGAGUACGAGGGCCCUGACCGCCGUCAACGUGAUCGACGAGAUAGCCGCUACUACGGCUAUCGCCACUACAGCUACGGCCCGUCUCCGCCCGCGACGACAACUGAACCGGAAGACCCCUCGACAACAACUGCAACACCAGCGCCCCCUCCAGUGCUGAAAUGCGAGGAUGCUGAGCCCCAAGCUCCGCGCAAUGUCAGCUGCGGCUUUGUUGGAGAGAAGAAGGCCAGAGUCAAACCCUUGGAUGCCGACUCCGUGAUCAAAUUCAUCCAGUGCAACCUCCACUUUCACUUGGGGGCGGAGCACCUGAGUGCUGGUGAAUAUGAUCUCGACUCCCCUCCACCAGGAACUGAGAAGGCCUCAAGCGUUACGCCUGGAAAGUUCUGCAGCGUUUGCGACAUCCCGCCCGUGCAGCUGGAGCCAUUUGAGUUCGAGCAUUGCAAGAAUGUCUCCGUGGGCAACACCUAUGAAUUCCACUGGGUCUUCUCGACCGGUGCUCCGCUGGUCGGUUUGCGUGACGAUGGCGAGGAGGGCCAGCUCGGCAUCACUGAUGGCUUGGGCGGUGCCCUUAACCGCACUAUCAACCCAAAGGUCAUCGUGCGUGGCCAGGCUUGCCGCAUCAUUAACAACGCUUCACUUGACACAGAGGCGAAGAUUGAAGCCGACUAUGCAGACUUCCUCACGCAGUGGCGCACGCCACCAGCAGGGCAGGGAGUUCGAUACAUGGGCUCGACCACUGGUGACGCCUUCAACGACGAAGUCUGUUCACCGAUCGAAGUGAAUUGGCACGUGGACACCAAGUGCUGCACAUUGUCGGCUCAGGCCUUCGACAGGACUUGCAAGGCAAUGUACGAUGAGGGUUUGCGCGACGACCUGAAGCCGAAAGGUUCUCGGGCCCCGGUGUCUGCAGCAAAUUCAGCGAAGGUGGUCUUUCCGCUCAGUGAGCCCACUUGCAGCAGCUGAGAGACCACUUCUCAGAUCAGCAAGUGCACUGCAUGCGAUCUUCUUGCUCAAAGCCUGGGAUUGCCAUUCAGAUCGCAGCAUUUUUGUUGCGUGCCAAUGGGCACGCUAGACUCUUGACCAUUCUCGACCACUUGAUUACAUUUCAAGACUUGUAGCUACUGUCUGUGGCUCGAAUCGUUUUGUAUAGCUUUGCAGUCUGACACUUCGCCUGUGGCGUAAACCGUCAGACUGGUGAUGGCAAGGAGAACGAGCCAGCGUGCUUG